AAAUAAUUCAAUAAAAUGGGGCACUGUUUUUUAAUUUUUAAACACAGAAUUCCGGUUUUAUAUCUAUAGAAAAGGCAGCAAUGGCAUCGUUUUUUCGUUUUUCAAGGCAUCGGUGGGUUGUGCAGCUUUUUACACGUUUUUGUCAGUAUCAGUUGAUUGCCGUUCCCCAAUCCAGUAUUGGCAGCAAGCUGAAUUAAAAAUAGCAAAACUCCACUUGGAAGCAAAUUUGUGAUUUAUGUAUCAUUUGAGUAUUAAAAAGAGCUGUGAAGAAUCUCGAAAAGUAUCACCAUGACGAAAACGGAAGAGUCUGUUUACAGUAGUGACCUGUCUUACCCCAAAGAAACAAAGAAGUGCCUAUUGUAUAGAAUUUUUGGUCAAGUACCUGCAAGACUAGUACUCUACCUCCUAUCAUGGUCUGGUUUCCUAGUAUCUUUCAUGAUGCGCAACGACAUCAACUUAGCUAUUGUAGCUAUGGUAGCUGAACCACCCAGAAUAGCUUCUAACUCUACUGCCGAAUAUUGCUUUGUAGUCGAGGAUAACAACAAUACUGCUCCAGUCGAUUAUGGUGGAACAUUAAACUGGUCUGGCCCAGUUCAAUCUUACGUCCUAGCCUCAUUUUAUUGGGCCUACAUAGUAUCCCAAAUAAUAGGAGGUUUAGCCACCCAAAAACUAGGCACCAAAAAGGUAUUCGGCUAUGCCCAACUUGCCACUGCCCUGUCCAGUUUAUGUAUUCCUAUAGCCUCCGAGACUCAUUGGGGAUUUGUGAUUGCUCUGAGAUGUAUCCAAGGAUUCGCUUCGGGUCUGACAUGGCCUGCCAUGUACGCGCUGGUCGGACAUUGGAUCCCUGUGCCCGAGAGGAGCAGAUUUAUGUCCAGUUUUCAAGGUUUUAGCAUAGGAAUCGGUGUAACCUACCCUCUAUGUGGGUUUCUGAUAGCGCAUUUGGGCUGGAGAUCAGUUUUCUACACUACAGGUUCCAUUGGAGUGUCGUGGUGUCUUAUUUGGUAUUUGUUGGCGUUUGAUAGUCCCGAAAUUCAUCCCCGAAUUAGUCUUAGGGAACAAAAAUAUAUUAGAGAAAAUACUGUAAAUACCUAUGAGAAUUCUAGGACUCAAAAAGUACCAUGGAAAUCUAUAUUAUUUUCUAAACCUGCAUGGUCUAUAGGUAUAACAACGUUCGGUAGAAUAUGGGUACAUUAUACGUUUAUUAUCUCAGGACCAACCUAUAUGAAAAGAAUUUUAGGUUUUAGUAUAGAAAAGAAUGGUCUCUUAUCAGGAGCCCCAUUCAUCACUAGUUACGUAGCUUCAGUGUUUUUCUGUUAUGUAGCUGAUAAAUUGGUGACAGGAAAUUAUAUGUCCAUGACCAACCUUAGGAAAUUGAUGACGGCUUUAUCUCAGGUAGUUCCAGGAAUCUUAGUAACCCUAGUUAGUUAUUUGGGCUGUGACAUCGAUUUGGUACUCGUAGUAUGGUUCAUUGCAGUCACAAUGAUAACCGCUUCAUACGCAGGUGCAAUGGCAAAUGUAGUCGACAUAGCACCAAAUUUCGCCGGUCCAGUAUUAGCGUUCGCUCAAACCAUUCACAUGUCUGCCAGUUUUCUAAGUCCGCUGGCGAAUUUCCAGUUGCUGGACAAAAAGGAACACUUAAUGUCCGCCUGGAGAACAGUAUUUUACGUUUCUUGCUUUGUCGCAUGCAGUACUUAUGUGUUUUUCCAAUGGUGGGGAACUGCAGAGAUUCAACCCUGGAAUUAUGCAAAUAUGGAAUCAGACAAAAACGAGGCAGAAGAAUUAAUGGAUAAAUCAAAAAAUAUCGAAAUUACAAACGGCACCGAUAGAAAAGUUAAAGAAGGUGCGAAUGGUAAUCCAUCAAGUAUACACAAAGACGACAAUAUUGCCUAAAAUGUUCAAAUUAUAGAUUUUUGGCGAGACAAUAUCGCUAAAAAAAACAUGUAUUUACUUUCUAAUUGUAUACAGGGUGUAUUGACAAAAAAAAACAACUUUUCAUAGGUACUUAUAAUUUACUUAAUAUUCUUUUUAACUUAAGCCAUUGACACUUCAUGAUUAAUUUUUUUUUAGUAUUUUAGGUUUUUGGCAAAAUACUAAUAAUAAACCUUAUACGUGUUAGACUUGCAUACAGUGUGGCCAGUAAAGUCCACAUGCUACUGUUUUUCUUUUGCCCAAAGGAAUCUCAAUCAAUUUAUUCUACUUUUUGAGGUUUAGGGGCUAGGCAGACAAACAACCACUGCAUUAUGGCUAUUUGAAAAACUGAAACAAAUAUCAAAAUUCAGCAUUUGAAAAAUUGUCUUGAAAUUGAUCAAGAUCUCGACUCUAGACAGACAAGAAACUACUUCAUCCUAUGAUAUAAACUUAAUUGUUUUUUUUUCUUGGAAAAUUAUUGUCAAAUCGAAUUAAUUAGGGUACCACCAUGAAAAAGGCAAAAUAGUAAUAUUUUUUUACAAAGCCUAGAGAUAUUGGCUCAUAUGAAUAAAACAGAAACAAAUGUUUUCACUUAAGUUUUUUGAGAUAAACAUAUUCAGCUUUAAUGCAGCAAGAAGAGACUUUCAAGAGACGGAGGUAGAAUGAAAGCAUUUGCUACACUAUAACUUUUGUAUCUUUUCUCACCCGAUAUUUUGGUAGCAAGUGUGUCUUUUAUAACAGGAUUUUAUUUUAAUGUUAACUUUCGAGUUUCAAAUGGGAGACCCUGUAUAUUAUUGACGAAAUAGUCAAAAACAUUCAUCAUUCUAAAUCUUUUGAUGCCCAAGUAGCAUUACUUUUUGUUUCUCAAUACAAUUUUCAAUUUGUCUGUAGUAGGCACCAUGUGCUGAAGCACUUUACAAUUUCAUACAAUUAGAAUUGUAGAAAUCUAGAAACUUUUUUGUUUCCUUUCAAAAUUUGUAAUGAAUUCCAUUGAGUACCGACUAUAUCAAUUAAUAGACUUUAGAUCUCAAAAUUCUCCCACAUCUUCGACACCAUGUAAAGUAGUUGAUCGAAACUGCUUUUUCGGAUUUACUUACAAGAAUUGCUUCAUGAAUAAAUGAUUUGUUAUUUAAUUCCAUUUUGCCGAACAUCAUGAGCAUGAAGAACAAACACGCAAAUUUUAAUGUUCAAAGCUGAUUACUGGUUAUACUGUAUACAUGCUAAAUGACAACAAUUUUAUUGGUGUUAACUGUUAAUAUGUAUUAUAUUCUACAAUUUUAUAUCAUUACAGACAAUUUAUAGUAUCAUUAUUUAAAAUUAGGAUUCAAAAAUAAGCACUGGCAUGUGAAUCCCAAUUUACUAGCUUUGGAUUAAUAGAAAUAAAACAAAAUUAAUCCAAUGCUGACAUAUAUUUUCGUAGAUUAGCAACAUACCAUGAUGGUUCAACAACUUUCCUCAUUUUUAUUGUGAUAAUCUUAGGUAUAGGAAGUAUGUAGCUGGUUCUAGAAGGUGUAAAAUAAACUUAUUAUUCAGAGUUAUCAAUUUUAAAAUGUUUCUAAUUACACUUACUCAUGGGCAAAAUUAUCCUGGUUUAUAAAAAAUUGUCUUGAAAAUAUUAAAUUCUAAAGAAUUCUUGUCACAAGUAAAUUGGAAUUGGAACUAUGUUAAUGGUAUCAGGAUUGAUUGGGAUGACGAAACGAUCCCUAUGUCUGAGAUUUAAUCUAUAAUAUCGUUUCCCAACUCUUCUGUAAACUUGGUUUUGUCCCUAAAUGAAUUCUAGUCGCACAACAGAAUGCUCGAUAUUUCUCGGAUUAUAAUAUGAAACAUUCUAGUAGUGGAGCUUCGUGAUGUGAAACUGACGUCUUGACUUUAAACCGGCUUUUUUUAAAUUUCGUCGAAAUGUUUUUAAACUAACAUUGCAAAGGACAAUUAUACAGGGUAUGCCAUUUAAAACGAAACAGGCUAAAUAUCUGAUGUAACUUUUUUUUUUAAAUCGCUUGAUUGUGUGAGUUCUUGAAACAUUUUCAGCAUUAACAUAAACCUCUAGGGGGGGUGGGACCAACCCUUACCAUUCCAAAUGGAACAGGGGGUCGAGUGAUACCUGUUUUAAACGAGCGUUCAAUUUUCUGUCAAGUGAAAGAGAAUUGAACACUCUUUUAAAAAAGGUAUCACUCCACCCCUUGUUCCAUUUUGAUAUAGUAAGGGUUGGCGCCACCCCAUAGUUGAAGUGCUAAAAAUGGUUGCAGAAAACUUUUCCCUUUGAAAAUCAAAUUACGUGUACGAGCGAUUAAAAAAAAAAAAAAAUAUGGCAUCAGAUAUUUAGCCUGUUUUGUUUUAAAUGGUACACCCUAUACAUAUAACAAAAUCUUAUUUUUAUUUUCAAGUCAUAGUGAUAGAAAAAAAACUAUUCGAUAGCUCUUGUCCAUGGGUGUUGUUAUUGCAAAUAAAAAUAUUUAUUAACUUUUAGGAUUUGUUUUAUUCAUCUUCUGAUAUACUUGCUGGUGACUAUCUGCAAGAUAAAUUUACCGUUCUAUAAUUCUAUUGGUCGGCGAAUAACUGGACGACCAAUGGGAUUACAGAUUGCGUUUUCAUUCGCCAGAUUGCAUUCCUGACAGUUUAUUAGAAGGUGAAUAAACCGGCCCCUGAUGAUAUGUUUAUGUAAUAAGGGCUUACAAAUAAGUAUUUUUAGCAUAAUAAAAUAUCAUUAUGGGUAAAUGAGUAUUAAGGUAAGUGUCUCAAGUAAAUACGAAAUAAUUUAAAACAGCUAUUUAUAUAGCAGGUAUUUUACUCACUGUUGUAAGAAAACAUUUGAGGUGUAUCAGUUAAAAAUAUGAUUUUCGAAAAAAAAAAAAUGUUUGUGGCCAAAGUAGGUAGUUUUUUAAAUUAUUUUUUAUAUAUUUUAAUAUUAAUUUAGUAUUUGCACAAUGUAAUUAAUUUAAAAUAGGCUCUCAUGACGAAAAAUAAAGUAAAUUUGUGACAAGAAAAUAAAUUGAAUCUCUAUUUCAAAAAUUACAAUUUUUUAGGAAUUAUUUUUCUUUUUUUUCCAAAUUUACUUACAUAUUUUUUCAAAUUCAAAACCCUAUAAAUAUACAGUAAUUAAUUAAUAAAUUAUCUACUUAUUUAAGUUUUCAUACUGCUAAUACUUCAGCUCUGUUCCAACUGUUCCAGAACCAGUAAUUUCCAGUUCCCCACCUAUUUUUCAAUAUGUUAAUCGUUUAUCCUACUUGACAAAUGAAUUGAUCGGCUGGAAAUUACCAUUCUAGAAUGGUUCCCAUGUCAGUUGAAACAGAGCUACUAGAUUGUAAUGCACCCAAAAAAAAAAAACGUUUAUGGCACAACCUUACAUAUAUGUGUGUAGGUAGCUUAGUAGGAAGGUAUAUGGAAUAACUGCAUGACAUUCUUAAGGUUAAUUUUUACAUUCCGCAUACUCAGCUUAUAGAAAAUUUACUUGAAUGACAUAUAAGAAAGUAAUUAAAAAUGGUUACCAAAUAUUAAUUGAUUUUUUUCUAUGGUACAUCAGAUCUGAGGGUAGAAAAUGGUUAAAUUAUACAGAUACCUAUUGUAAUAAGUGCAAAUCUCAGAAUCUGAGUGUAAUAAUUGAUAAAGCAGGCAAUCAAUAGAUUUUUCAUUUUUACUAUCGGUUCUGAUGGAAAAUACAAUCUACGAUGUUAGAGUAUUAUACAGCAGAACCCUGAUUAUGCAUCAUAAAUUAUACAACUGGAAACUCAAUUUCCAAUAUUAAUUAUCGGGAACUUCUUCAGUCAAUGUUUUAUUUAAAGGCAAUACAAAAAUAUUUAUACAACAUACCCAUUCUCGGUAAUUGGCGCAUCAGCUGCACAAGUCAAAAUCUGCUCUGGUAAUCCUGUUCUAUGUUAAUCAGGGUUCUACUGCACAUAAAAUGCAGUUAUACUAUUGAAGACAAUUGUAGAGAUGUUAUACUGUAGCAUUUCAGAUAUAAAAAUAUAUUUUUUAUUUAUAAACA
Ceutorhynchus assimilis (cabbage seed weevil) is the source of this 5890-nucleotide messenger RNA. The record is from the annotation of a GenBank genome assembly. Lineage: Eukaryota; Metazoa; Arthropoda; Insecta; Coleoptera; Curculionidae.